CCCCUCGCGGCUUCUGUUGGCCAUGGCGGCAAGGCUGUGUACGCGUUGCCUCCCUCCGGCGUGGCGCUGCAGGCAAGCCUGGCAGGGCCAAGGCCGGCACUACCGAGCUGCACUCUGCACCGAGUUGAAGCAGCCCCUGACCAUUCAAGAGGUGGCUCCCCGCCCUCUCGGGCCACAGGAGGUCAGAGUUGAUGUUCAUUUCUGUGGCAUUAACUUUGCUGAUACUUUGGUCUGUCGUGGUCAGUAUCAGGAAAAGCCUCCUCUCCCUUUUACACCGGGAAUGGAGUUUUCUGGGGCUGUCUUAGAGACAGGAACAGAUGUCAGCACUGUGAAAAAGGGAGAUCGAGUUAUUGGAGUGAGUAACUUUCACGCUAUGGCCGAGCAGUGCAUCACGGACCAGAAGACCCUGUGGCGGAUUCCAGAAAAUGUCUCUUUGCAAGAUGCUGCAGUCUUACCAGUAUCUUACGGCACAGCUAUUUUGGCUGUAGAUCAUCGGGCCCGCCUUCAGCCUGGAGAAACUGUUUUAGUGACAGCAGCUGCCGGAGCCACAGGCCUCGCAGUGAUAGACGUGGCGACAAAUGUGUUCCACGCCAAGGUCAUAGCUGCCACUGGAAGUGAUGAGAAGUGCAAGCUGGCGGUGCAGAGGGGAGCACAGAGCAGCGUGAACUACAGCCAGGGCAGCCUGAAGGACGCAGUGAAGAAGCUGGCGGGCAGCGGCGGGGUCAACGUAGCCAUUGACAUGGUGGGAGGAGAUGUCUUCCUGGAGUCUCUCCGCAGCCUGGCGUGGGAGGGCAGGAUUGUGGUGUUGGGAUUCGCUGGAGGAAACAUCGCGUCAGUGCCCAGCAACCUGUUGCUCCUGAAGAACAUCUCUGCCAUGGGACUGUACUGGGGUCGCUACCAGCACCAGGACUUUGCAAUGUUUUCCAAGAGCAUGUCCACAGCCCUGCAGUACUGCCAGCAAGGGCUCAUCCACCCACACACAGGUGCUGUGUUUAAGCUGGAGAAGAUCAACGAUGCCUUCCUUCAUGUGACACAGCGCAAAUCCACGGGCAAGGUGCUCUUGUCCCUCAAGUAAAUUCUACCCUGGGCAGACUCCCAAGUCUGCUCUCCCUCCCGCAUUUUAAAGGGCUCAUCCUUGUGACCCAGGUGCCAUGUCUUGGUGUCAGUUUCCUUUGCUUCUGCUUUCUUGCUGCCCAUAAUCAGUGUGACCACAGACAUUCUUGCCUAAACUGAAUCCCUUCUGUGAGCAAAAGGUACUGUGAGUUCCUUGAGAAACAGAUACUAUGUCUGAAUCACCUGCUGACUUCCUAUACCUUCUACUAUUCAAUUUAACUUGUCUAGAAUCUUAAAUUGUGGAAUUAAAUUAAUAAUAUGUUGCCCAACCCAAAUGCACUUUGACAGGUGAAUGUAUAACUAUGCAUA
Mus pahari (shrew mouse) is the source of this 1422-nucleotide messenger RNA. Its product is annotated as quinone oxidoreductase-like protein 2. Gene Ontology annotation, molecular function: oxidoreductase activity. The coding region runs from base 23 to 1075 and encodes 350 amino acids. Gene Ontology annotation, cellular component: mitochondrion. The record is from RefSeq and is a predicted model, not a curated record. Lineage: Eukaryota; Metazoa; Chordata; Mammalia; Rodentia; Muridae. The transcript has 10 exons.